UUACCUGAGUGGUGUGAAGGUUUUCCUGUGGGUUUAAAGUAACAACUCAGCGGAUUAAGAGAGCUAAAACGAAUAUGCAGACUGGUUCAAGCAAAGAUCAGGCCAUCGGAAGCCAGGGGUUUCUCACCAAAUUGGUCGAAGAUAUUUUUGAAAAGGUUUUUGUGAGAUCAAGAGACAGAGAGUCGAAAGUCAUUGAAUUCAAACCUCCAGCCGACCUUGAAAAUAUCUUGGAUUUGACUUUGAAGGAGCCUACUGAAGACGCGAGACUUCUCGAUAUUUGUCAUGAUGUCAUCAAAUAUAGUGUGCAUACAGGGCAUCCUUUGUUCUUUAACCAACUGUACGGUGGAAUGGACCAGUACACUAUGGGAGGGGCAUGGCUCUCUGAUGCACUCAAUACUAGCAUGUUUACCUAUGAGGUUGCUCCUGUCUUCACUGUCAUGGAAAAGUACGUUGUCAAGAAGAUGAUUGGACUUGCUGGAAUGGAGUUCGGGGAUGGUGUUUUCUGUCCAGGUGGGUCUAUUGCGAACAUGUAUGGAUUGAACCUGGCCAGGUGCAAAAAAUAUCCAGAAGUCAAGACGGACGGUAUGUCGAGAUAUGCAUCGUUGUGCAUUCUAACAUCAGAACAGGCACAUUUCAGUAUAAGAAAAGGGGCAGCAUUUCUAGGCUUUGGUAUGAAGAAUGUGGUUUUGGUGAAAUGCGAUGCCAGCGGUAGAAUGCUUCCUUCAGACCUGGAAAACAAUAUAAACAGACUUCAAGCGGAGGGGAAGGAACCAGUAUGCGUUGUCGCGACUGCUGGUACAACCGUUCUGGGAGCAUUUGAUCCUCUUGACAAGAUUGCUGACAUCUGUUGUAAAUACAGGAUUUGGAUGCACGUUGAUGCAGCUUGGGGCGGUGCUGUUCUCUUAUCGAAGGAACAUAGAAUACUCAUGUCGGGCAUUGAAAGAGCGGAUUCUUUCACAUGGAACCCCCACAAGAUGAUGGGCGCUCUCAACCAAUGUUCUUUGUUCCUCACCAAACAUAAGGACCUGCUGACAGAGAGUCAUUCCGCUAGGGCAGAGUAUUUGUUCCAGCAGGACAAGUUUUACGACGUGUCAUACGACACAGGUGACAAGUCUAUCCAAUGUGGCCGCAAGGUAGAUGUUCUGAAACUCUGGGUCAUGUGGAAGUCAAAGGGAGAUAACCGCUUGGAGAGUGCCAUUAACAAUGCCAUGGAUUGUGCCAGGUAUCUCAGCAAAAUCAUUAACAGCAGAGAGGGAUUCCGUCUUCUCCUUCAGCCUGAAUUCACCAAUAUAUGUUUUUGGUACGUUCCACUGAGCAUGCGCAACGAAGAGGAAAACGAUGGCUGGAAAAGGCGUUUAUCGCAGGUGGCCCCGGCUAUCAAGGAGCGAAUGAUGCUGGAGGGGACGAUGAUGGUGGGCUACCAGCCCCUUGGGGACUACGUCAAUUUCUUCCGCGUGGUACUCUCAAAUCUGGACAUCACAGAGGAGGACAUGGAACUAGUAGUCAACAACAUUGAAAGGCUAGGAAAAGACAUAAAUCCACAAUGAAAAACUACAGUUUAAUAAAAACAACUUUUCUGUCGCUUCGCAAUCUUGAGAUGACAAAUACUAUCCGCGAAUUAUCUAUGUAACCACCUCAAUCUAUUAUGUGUUUAUUUGACAUCAUCUGUGACCAACGCACGGAAACACUUUACUGAGCCUAUGGUUAGCUGCGUUUACUUAAUCUGUACUGGCGAUAAUCAAAAGCAUCGAUUUUGACGUGGUCCCAUUUGUAGCUAUACAACUUACAAAUAUAUAUUUCUAUAUCAUCACCGUGCACUUUGAUUGGUUGAUACCAAUCUCAUAUUAUAUUCAAAUUUUAACCAUUUUGUAGGAGAGCAGCUGCAACACAUUUGCAUAUUUUGUGAUUGCAGGCUUUAAUUUACCUACAAUGUAUAGAACAGUCUAGAUCUGUACCAUGCUCUGUUACCUUCAGCACGUUUCUCAUGUUCUUCUAACGUGGCGCUUUUACAAUUAAACCAUAAAAUGAUAAUCUCGAUAAUGCUAAAGCUUAAUCCAUUCUUAUUGUAAUGCCAAAAUUUAUUUUUUAUUUUUUAUCUUUUAAACAUUUUAACCAUUUAGUUCAAGUUUUAUGUAUUCUUAUUUGUGACACCCCUGCAAGUCGGGGAUCGAGAAAAGAAUACACCUGCUCAAGCUGGUACCCACUGCAGGUAUCGUAAGAUGCGACUGAUGUGGGAAGCCCCUGCAGAAUUCGGGCUGUUCUUUUGUGCCCCCUGUUUGGGGACACAAACGCGACAAAAAUAAAUCUGCUGCGCCCAUUGCAAUAUGUUUUUGGGAUCUACCUUUCGUUUCCUAGCGCCUUCCUUGGUAAUACCUCACUUUUGGCUUUGAUGUUGAACAUUCGCCCAGGAGAGGAAGGCAAUGGGCUCUGUCUGCAUGCCGGGACAUACAAUUACCCAAGUCCUUAACAUGGGAAGUUGUUAAUCCCUGCUUUAGCAUUUCGGCAAGGUAUUUCAGUGAGAUAACACUAAAAAGUCGACAGCAGACCCGCGUUACCACAAGGAGGCAACGACACCAACAUACUCUGUCACAAGCACACAUACACACAUGUAUACAAAGUACACAACACACAUUGAGACACGUCCUUAAAUGACCUUAGCUGUUGUUAGGACGCUAAACCCUAUACAACCAACCAUUGUGAACGUCUAUCGUAGCGUUGUUUGGCACAAAAUGAAUUAAGUUAUCUAUGGGUUAUAAAGUAACACAAGAAACAAAAAAUUAAACAGUGGGAUGGCAAUGUUCACAUCAAACCCGCCUUAUCACAAGGUGGCAAAAUAAACCAACAUACCGCCUCAAGAACAUAUGUAAACAAUACACGUACGGAGAAACGUCCUUUAAUGGCCUUAUUGCUUAAUAAGAUGAUAAACCCAGUUCCAUUCUACUGACAACAGGUUAACCAGUUCAUUACUUUAAAUGCUAAAAUAUAAGCAAGGAAUAGUAAGUACUAUUUAAGGGACUUCAGUAUGUGCCGGCCUUGGGACGAACCAUUCCCUUUCAGACUUGUGCGAACGUUUAACACUAUAGGCUCAAACUGGCAAAAGUAAAGUUUUGCCAAGCAAUGCGCUCGGGAAAGUUUGGUUUAGUUUGUUUUAAUUUUGUUUAACGUCCUAUUAACCGCUAAGGUCAAUAAGGACAUGUCUCCAUGUGUGUAGUGCAUGCAUGCUUGUGUGUGUAUGACAUGGUAUGUUGGUGUGCUUGCCUCCUUGUGAUAGCGCGGAUCCGAUGCCGACUUUAUAGUGGUAUCUCACUGAAAUACCAUGCCAGAGGCACCCAACACCGCAUGCCGCCCGAUCACAUUAUACUGACAACGGGUAAACAAGUUGUUGCCAUUCCCCUAAAUGCUGAACGAUAAGCAGAGAAU
Molecule: messenger RNA, 3420 nt
Organism: Mizuhopecten yessoensis (Yesso scallop)
Lineage: Eukaryota; Metazoa; Mollusca; Bivalvia; Pectinida; Pectinidae
Product: cysteine sulfinic acid decarboxylase-like
Exons: 12
Coding region: 75-1547 (490 amino acids)
Biological process (GO): carboxylic acid metabolic process
Cellular component (GO): cytoplasm
Molecular function (GO): pyridoxal phosphate binding; carboxy-lyase activity
Source: RefSeq, a predicted model, not a curated record